AAACAUUUAGCAGUUCGACCCCAACAAGUGUCAGGCCACGGACUGGAAGAUUGGCAGUACUUCCCCAAUGCAACAAGUGAUAGGUACAGGUACAGUCUCCCGGGGAAAUUAAGUCGCUCCUGUCUCUUUAAUGUUCAAGUCUCUUUUGAGGGGCGGAGUGGAGCCGGCGGCCGGAGUUACAAGGGAGUUGAAUCGAGUGAGACACAGUGAGGAGGAGCAAAAAGAGUGCGCAUCCCAGCAAAUCAGAGAAAUGGAGAGGAGGGAACAGCCGGAUUCCAACCAUGCAUCGGCGUUUGCAGAAGGUCAGCGCUGGGUGGAGGAGGUUACUGGAAAGAAAUUUGGGCAGAAAGAUUUUCGAUCUGCACUGGAGGAUGGAGUCUUGCUAUGCGAGUUGGUUAACAAGAUAAAACCAGGUGUCAGUAAAAGGAUCAACCGCCUGUCAACACCUAUAGCUGGUUUGGACAACAUUAAUGUUUUCCUGAAGGGCUGUCAGAAAAUUGGCUUGAAAGAAGCACAGCUGUUUCACCCAGGAGACCUGCAGGAUUUAUCCAGUCGUGUCACUGUCAAGCGUGAAGAAACUGAAAGGAGACUGAAAAAUGUUUUGAUCACAAUAUAUUGGCUUGGGAGAAGAGCACAGUCUGAGCCUCACUAUAAUGGACCACACCUUGACCUGAAUGCAUUUGAGGGACUGUUGGGACAGACGCUAACCAAGGCACUUGCAGACUCGGGCAGUCUGAAUCGAAGCGGAAGGGACAGCGGGUACUGUGAUAUCUGGUGUGCAGAGCGCACUGAGCCAACGUCACCACAGUUCACGCACAGAAGAGACGACUCACUUGAUAGCUUGGACUCUUUCGGGUCAAAGUCACUCGUAAGCCUUUCAUCAGACGUAACUCUAAAGGGGAGUAGUGAAGGUGGUGAGAGUGAUACUGAGUCAGAGGAUCUGAGCAGCAAGGUGAUGGAAGGUCUAAGGGAUGACAUGUCACUUCGUAGGACCUCCACCUCUGAGUACAAGCCCGUUAUUCCCUACAACCAGUUCCUGCCGACUAAAAGCAAGCCUGCAACCUAUGUGCCCGCUCCACUGAGGAAAAAGCGUGCGGAACGAAAUGAGGAUAAUAGAAGAAGUUGGGCAAGUCCGAUGUUUACAGAGGCUGAUGGAUCAUUAUCAAGGAGUAAAUCGCUCAAUGAUGUGUCUGCUGAAGAAGGUGGUAAAAUUGCAAAAUCUCUACGAUAUGAAGAACUGCAGAGAAUAAAGAAAGCUUUGCAUGAACAGGACCAGCAAUGGCAAAACGACCUGGCUAAGUGGAAGAAUCGUCGUAAAAGUUUUACCUCCGACCUACAAAAGAAGAAGGAAGAGAGAGAAGAGAUUGAGAAAAUGACAUCAGGGGAGAGUGUCAGACCAACAAAGACGUUCAGGAAAAUGAGGGAAGAAAGGGAGCUCAGACAGCAAGAAUCGUCCAGAGGUGACCAAACUGACUACAGAAAGCUGAACUCCUCUGAUGAAGAAGUGUUUGCUGAGGAACAUAAACCCCAGAGGCGUUUGUUCGAAAGAAGUCACACUGUGGCAACUGAAACCCCUAUCACCUUCCAGAAACGCGAGCCUGUAUCCUUGGUACCUCCAGUCCAAGCUCCAGUGAGACAAGCAGCAAUAGAAUUGAAAAGUACAGUCAACAGUAUGUCAGAAGAGCAAAGCUCUCUUCCCUUGUAUACCCGCCAUUCAAUAGACCAUAUCGCUGACCAGACUCGGGUGUCAAGUUCUCUGCCUAGGAAUUACCAAAGACCUGAUGUGUCAAGAAUUACUCCUGUGGUUGCCCCAAGACCUUAUGGCACACAAUCUAAAAGACUCUCCUCACUCACGAGAUCUUACCCACAGAGGGAUGAGCCACCAAAAUAUAACGGAGUUGUGAAUGGUUCAAAAAGUUUCCAGGCAACCUCAGGCUUCCUGUCAAAGCCUGAAACAACAGAGUUGAAGGAAAGUAGUGGGCUGUCAAAAAAAGAGGCAGAGGGAGCCAUGUGGCUCAGCCCUUCCUUGAAAACCGAGAAAAAGAGGUCUGUGGAGGUAGCCCUUGCCUCGAAGCUAGAAAAUGACCUGUACAUACAGAGCAAUUUUUCCUCUAAAAUGGAAGAUGACACAUUUGCACGGAGAAAUUAUUCCUCAAAACUGGAGAAUGACGACCAAUCACAGGGCAGUUCUGUAAUGAGUAGUAAUGAGGAGGAGGAAGAGGAAGAAGUAAGGACUCCAUCUCUCAGUGAGAACAACUUUCCCCAUGAGUCAAAGCCUGCCACCACAUCCAGCGCUGCAACAAUGAAUUCUUUUACAAAAGCAACAAGCCUGCCCACAGACAUGGUUACCACAGCAGCCAUGCAACAGAGACCAUAUAGUGAAACACGCAUAGUUAUUAAUCAGAAACCAAACAGUAAUCAAGACUUUGGAUUCACGACUGAUUGGACCACCACCGGUGUGACUGUCAAGUCAAUUCAAAGAGGAGGACCAGCAGAAUUUUGCCAGUUGGAAGUGGGGGAUGAAAUAACUUCAAUCAAUGGCAAUAAUGUAGCCAACAUGGACCAUCAGGCUUGGGUAAGAGCCUUGGAAGAUGCAAGAAAAACUGGAAACUUGAACAUGGAAGUCAGAAAAUAUGAAAAUAACAGUACACGUGAAAUGAAAUACAACAUCUCCAAUGAACCCAGUCGGUGGGAAGCCAGUGGACCAACUAUGAUGUCCAGCAGAAGUCAACCCUUCAAUCAACUAUCAGACUUUACUCGAUCAGGAGAAGAUGAGAAGAAAUUACCGGAGGAUUCAAGGCAAAAAGCUUCUGAACCCAUUAGUCUGAAAAACUUUAAAAGGCGAUCCCAGUUCUUUGAACAAGGAGGAUCAGAAUCGGCAAUGAGCGAUCUACAAAUUCCAUCAAUUAGUGUUUCAAGUCGUUGGUCUUGGAAUCCUGAGGAGGAGAGAAAGCGGCAGGAAUUAUGGCAGAAAGAACAAGACCGAUUGUUACAGGAAAAAUAUCAGCGUGAGCAAGAAAGGCUACAGGAAGAAUGGGAAAAGGCCCGGAGAGAAGCUGAACAAGAAGGUUCCAAGUACUACGAAGAGGAGCGUAAGAUACUGCAAGAAACAAACACCCCACGAUCACCAUUAAGUGCCAUGGCUUGGCCUGGUGAAUCCAGCAACAGGCUCUCCUCCCGAAACUGGUCACAUCUUGGGAUGAUCAGGACACUGAAGAGGAGCUGGGCGAUGAACAAGAUGGGCACCAAAGCGAGGACGACGAGGCUAGGAGGCAGGGAGAACAUGGCACGCCAGGAAAUGGCAGCUCGCCAUGAACGAGAAAGCAAACUGCAGGAAAAGAGGGAGCGGGAGCGCCAGGAGCAAUGGCAACUGGAGCUGGAGCGGCAGAAAGGAGAGAGAAGGCUGAGGCAACAGGCAGAGGAGCGAGCACGUCAGGCAGAGGCGGAAAGAGCUAAAGAAUUUCAACCUCGGUGGGCUAAGUCAAAGUCAACCUCUGAGCUCGAUGAAGUUGUGCCUGUGCAAAAACAUGGUGACGUGAAGAGUAGAGUCUCAGACAAUGUGUGGAUUAAGAAUGAAGCACAGCCGAAGACCUCGCAACAGAAAGAACAGCCACUGUCAUAUGCUGAGCAAGAGCGACAGAAAAUUCUGCAGGAGAUGCGCAGAAAGACCCAGCUUUUGAAUGACAAUAGCUGGAUCAGGCAGCGUAGUGCCAGUGUUGUGAAUAAGAAUCCAGUCAGUAAUUAUGGGCCCAUGAGGAGAGGUGAAUCUUUGGAUAACUUGGAUACCCCAAGGACAAAUAGCUGGGGACCAAAUUUCGAGCCAGUGAAUUCUUCAGGAAGGGAAUCGGCCUACUACCCAGUUUCCACCUCGAACCGAUCCUACAUGCGUACUCCAUCUUCUACACUGCCACCUCCGUCCACUGGAUCAGUGAGAACGGCAUCGUUAACCAAGAGCUCUUCUGUUGCCCCAAGCACUCAGUCCCAGCUAACUCAAGGCAGCAGGUCAAUAAGUGGAAAGAAGAUCUGUUCAUACUGUGAUAGCGCUCUGGGCAAAGGAGCUGCCAUGAUCAUCGAAUCUCUUGGUCUUUGUUAUCAUUUACAUUGUUUUAAGUGCAUCUCGUGCAGUGUUGACCUUGGGGGAACAGAAUCUGGAGCAGAAGUUCGAGUACGGAACAACAAUCUCUUCUGCAAUGCCUGUUAUGCCCAGUACAAAGCUGGGCAGUUCCUGUCCAAUUGAGGAGUCUCCAAGCAAUGGAAAGAUGCUGCUGUGAGUGGAAAAGGAGGAGAAACUUGGCUUAAUGCUUUAAGAAACCUAACUUAGAUACUCCACAUGAAUGGAAAAAAUUACUCUUGAUAAUCAGAGUAUAUAAAAUGACAUUACUCAUUGGAAUUUAAAAUAAUUUUUUCAUCACAGUUGGGCUACAAAUGGGGUGAUUGCUCGAUUAAACAUAAACCUUAAAUUUAUUGUGUGGAGAUUCAAUCUCGGCUAUUAAACUGAACGCACAUAUAUAGCAGGGGCUACAAGUUGUACUCGCUUUCUGAAGUCUGCCUCCUCUGAAAUUGCUGGAACUCCAAAGGUUGAAAGCAGAGUCACUCUUAAAACCUCUGAUAUGUAUGUGCAAUAGCACAAUCUAAAAUGAGUUUCUGCUCCUCUUAUUUUCUAACGAGCAUGGCAUGUACAGUAGCUAAGGGAAAGCACGGUGUAUUAUACAGAAAAUGUAUUGGUGACUUUUAUUUAUCAAACUGAUGAGCUGUUAGUUUAUGGUGCAAGUAAGACAACUGCCUCUGUUCAUAUGGCUGCUUGUUGAGCAGAGUUCUGUGGUUCAUAUAUAUUCUACUUAACAUUUAUGUUCUGAUACUUUUGCAAGAUCCAUGUAAUAAUUCCAAAACUGCGGUAAAUUAUCUCAGCACAUUUAUCUGCAUCUCCACUCCCAUUCUGUUGAUUAGGCGACUCUGGAAGGAGUGUAAUAUUUUCUAGAAAGAGGGACAGGUUAAAUAAGAUGGGGCAAGCAUGCAUUUUUAAUGUACGAGCCUCGAGCAGCCCUUGGGGAUUAAGUGCUUUGAUGUGAGAUCAAAAUCUGUGAGAUUUGCUCCUGGCUUUUUGGAAUUGAUGGUUAAAAUAUUUUGCAAAAAACUUGUACAAAAGAAAAAAAGUCAGUUUGUUUUUGUGUUGACUGAUGUUUAUAAAUAAAAUUAAUAAAUCUUUAAA
Pristis pectinata (smalltooth sawfish) is the source of this 5209-nucleotide messenger RNA. RefSeq names its product LIM domain only protein 7-like. The coding region runs from base 131 to 4237 and encodes 1368 amino acids. NCBI's taxonomy places the organism in Eukaryota, Metazoa, Chordata, Chondrichthyes, Rhinopristiformes, Pristidae. The transcript is spliced from 28 exons. Gene Ontology annotation, biological process: regulation of cell adhesion; regulation of signaling. Gene Ontology annotation, molecular function: protein binding. The record is from RefSeq and is a predicted model, not a curated record.